AACAAAAGACGAAAAAAGAAAGAAAAAUGCAAAUUUCUGCAGUUCAAUUUUCUAUCAGUCUAAAUAAAAAUUCAAGUCGGUUUUUGGGUGGAUGCCAAGACCCUCCUGUGUUUUGGUAACAAAAAACAAUUAAAAUAAAACAAAAUACAAAUCAAUAUAUUCCCAAAAAUGUGCCCAACCCAAUAAGUGUCCCAAAUUUGUGUUAAAAAGUGAUCCUAUUAAAGAAAAUAACGAAUAAAAAUCAACUCAAAUUUACCCAUCUCAUGAUUUUUCUCUGUGUUCCCGCAUUUCUUUUCGUUAAACUUUUUUAACAAACAAACAAAAGAAACGAUUUUUGUUCUGGAUCUGGCACUGGCACUGUUUCUGUAAGUUAGCUUAUCUGUACCUCGGACUGUGAUUAUUUUAAAUACACUUUGUGCUAAUUAUUUGCUAUGCUGUUUUGUUGAGCGGAGUGUUCAAGUGUUGUCGGUGCUCUGUUCGGACCUACGCAACUUCAACUUGCUGUAAGCGAUAGAUGCAUUUAAAUAUAGUUAUAGUAACUUACCGCCGCCACCGCCGUCGUCGUCAUCGCGCCGCCCGCCCCCCUGCUUCAGACAGAGUACAUUGAACUUAAGUUGUGAGCCAUACCUAGUCGUCGGCAAAUCUUUUAGCUUAAUAAAUUUAUUCACAUUCAUCUUGCCGUGACCAAAUUUCCCAAAAAAAAGUUGUUUCUUGGCCUUGAGAAUUACUAAAAACAAGUGUGUGAAAGUUCAUUGACUGUUUUUUCGCGAUUCUGAGAAAAUGUUCGGGUGAAGUCUUCGUCAUCGUCGAAAAUUUGGAUUAUUGUUUCUCGAGUCUACAAAUAAUCAACAUUUAUCAUCUUUUGACUGGCGAAGGACAUCUUCUUGAUCUCUCCAAUCCCCCCCUCCUCCUCCUCUUCUCUGCACUGUUUAUAUUUUCCUUGCUUGUGCAUUAAACAUUGCACAAUUUCCUAACACGGUCAAACACGUUUAUAAUUUAUAUAUACGAUACCUCUACCUAACGCACAAAAGACACCUGCUUCUGCUUCUGUUUGUGUUUCAGGCCUCAGCAUCAAUUUAUUCAACAUCAACUGCACGGCAAACAGUUCCACCAUGAGUUUCCACAGCCGCAGUUCUAGUGAAAUAGAGACCACAACUCUUCGAGAUGUUCUUCCAGUAUUCUUGGCUGAUUUCAUGGCCGAGUUCUCCCUUUACGAUGUUAAAGAUUUCGUGCGCUACAUAUUCAGUGAGGAUGAAAUGCGUCUUUUACUUGCGGAUGAGUCAAUUGAAAAGAAACAAAAUUUACAAUUGUUUUGGAUUCUGUACGAAAAUGAAGUCUAUGCGGAGAAAUUUUUAAAAUGCAUCAAACAAUGGUAUUGGUGGUUAAGUGAUAAGGUCUUCAAUGAGCGUAUGUGCGUUUCAAAGAAAACCGAAAAGUAUUUAAAUGCCGUACGAGUGCUUCGAAGUGAUUUACAAAAACACUCCGACUUCAAUGUCCAUCGAAUGGAAUAUUAUUGGCCUAUUCGUUUGGCUUUGAAGAAACUAAAACCUUUCAACUAUGUUGUUGUCAGUGGUGAAAUAGGUUGUGGCAAAAAAUGGAUUGUUGUGGAUGUCUGCUCGGAGUACAGCAUCAUGCAAGCAAUGGGUCUGAAUAUAUUUUGGCUUGAUGUUCGAAAUUGCAAUAGUCGUGAGGAGGACUUCAGAUCGCUGCAGCAAUUUCGAUUGCUGAUAGGUGAAGAUGAUUCCACAACAACGUGGCAUCCAUCAAAUGAGCUAGAUGGGGUUGAAAAUAAAAUUCUUCACUUGCAACAAUAUAUUCGAGAUCGUUUGCAGCAUGACAAGUUUAAGGAUUCUCUCUUAAUUCUAUCGAAUGUCGUGAACUCAAAAACUUUGAAGACCUUUAAUUUAGGCUGUAAGACGCUUAUCAUAACAAAAAACAGACAAAUUACCAACUCUCUGUCGGAAUCAACAACUGCACACGUUUCCGUUGAUCGGGGACUCACGACGGCGCAAUGUUAUCAGCUAUUUGAAAAAAUAUUACAGCGUAAGCGUAAAACUUUCCCAAAAGAUGCUUCAGAUAUAUUUCUUCAAAGCAAUGGGCAUCCGUAUUUAUUGAGUAUCAUUGCCAAUAAUUUGAAACUUGACAAGAAACGCAAUUGGGUUGAAUGGAUAAAAAAUUUGCAAAACUUACAGAUAACUGAUAAUAAGUUCACAAGAGUAGUUGAAUUAUCGCUGAAUGUAUUGCAGCCAAAAGAAAUGGAAUUAUAUAAAACGCUAGCUGUUUUUCCACAUUCAAUUAAAAUUCCCUCAAAACUACUUGCUGCUUUGUGGUAUAAGACAGAACGUGAAACGAUGGAUAUGAUUGCCAAAUUCGAUAAAUACUCUGUGAUAAAUCGCCAAUACUUGCCUGAUGAAAGUCUUGCCUGUGUUUUGCCAUACGUUUAUAGUUCGUAUUUGAAAACCAUUCAAGACAUAGAUCGGCAAGCCUUACACAAAAGUGUCAUAUCCUACUAUAAAAUUGUUGAAGUAUUGGAAAACAGAAAAGAUCUUGAUUUGUUUUCCUUCAACAAUGAUUAUUAUUUUUAUCAUUGCAUUGGAUAUCAUCUUCGAGAGUCUGGACAAUUGGAGUUGUUUCCGGAACUGUUUUUGGAUUUCGGAUUUCUGGGAGAAAAGUUACGCUCAGAUGGAUUUGCCAAUACUAUCGGUGAUCUAAAUUAUUUCAGAACGGAAAUAACAAACAAUGAUUCAUCUAAAGACAAGCUUGUCAAUGAACUAUUAAAAUUUCUACCCAGCAUUGAAGAAAUGCUCUUCCGUUCAAAGGACACAUGUCUUCUACAAUAUGCCCUCAUGGCUGAUGGAUUGGUUUAUGAAGAAGCGGUUAAACAAGCAACAAAGUUCCCUGACAAAGUAUGGUUCACCGAAAAGGGUCAUUUCCAUCAGCGGCGUCAAAUUAUUUGCCUACCACAUAAACCCAAGUUAAUCAAACUUCCCGAACCGGACACUUGUGCCAUAGCUCUCGACAACAAUGACAUACUCUUGGUUGACUUAUCGUUGGAUUAUAACAGUGUACCAGUUUACCUAACCGAUAAUCAGCAUCAAAUCAUCCAAAUGGAACUCAUUCUGCAUGGCGAUUAUAUCAUAACGCUGGACGUUCAGGGAAAUCUAAAACUCUGGUCUAUAGCUGAUGAUCGUCGUCGCAGUGCAAAUCGCCGACGAAACAGCAGAAAGAAAGUCAAUCCUCUCAAUCUAAUCCAGAGUCCAGAAAUGAUGAAGAGAAAAUGCAAACAGUUAAUAGAAACUAAGAAUCGUGGUGCUAUUUUAGCAUUCCACGUGGAAACUCAUUUUGCUGGUAUAAUAGACUUGCAUUUGGCAUUCGCAAAUGGCGAUAUAUGCAUUUACUCGUGGAAUUCUGAGCAGAAACAAUUUGAGCUGAAAAUGUUGCCAUUUCUACCAACCAAGGUGAUGAAAAUCUGUUACGUUUCUAAGAUACUUGACAAGUACUAUUUUGUGUUGAGUAACUCUGGGAAAUUGCAUAUUUACAACUUGCGCGAUGGUUCCCAAACAGCGCAUUCUUUUGACUGGCCACAGUUGCAGCCUUUGGUGUACGUGGGAGAAUACGUUAAGAAUUUAAUAUCUUACGUAAUAAUUGUCUGUCGCAACAAGGUUUUGAGUCUGAGUUUCCCUCAGCAGAAAUUUGAGUUUCUUAAUGGGAAGCUAGAAACUGUCUACAGUUUGAACGAAAACGAUUCCGGUAAUGCUUUUACAUGCGCCCGACUCUCGCCCGAUGGCUGUUAUUUGGUUCUCGGCACGAAGCGAGGUCUAAUCGUUUUCAAUACCGAUCAAAAAUCCGAAGUCUUGAGGGGCAACAUAAGUGAAUGUAUUACUUGUGUGGACAUAUUUCCUUUGGAUGAUAACGUCUUCAAGUACAUCGUUGUAUGUGGAUCGGAAAAUUCAAAAGUUUUGAAUUUAUUUGCCCUGAGACUUUUGGACAACAACACAAUCGUAUGGUCCCAUCGCUCUUCAUGCAUUCAAGAAACAAAUAAGCCUCAACUUGAACCCGAUGUUUGGUUGCAGGGGAACAAACUAUUCGAUUUAAAUUACUCAGAUUCGGUUUUAUUGUUUGCAGUCGAUUCUAAGAAUCGGAUCCAUCAGCUCUGUACUACCAACACAAAAAAUUGGUCCAUUUCAUUGCCGCCAGAAACUCCCAAGAAGAUAACAGCAAUCACUGCUUUCAAUCAGAUGUCUUAUUGCGCAUACGAAAAUGGAGAGAUUUUCAAUAUCACAAAAGAAGUUUUCGAACCGAGUUUCACGACUGAAAGAAUAACAUUCUUGCAAUUGAUAAAUGAAAGUAUUUUGGUUGCUUCUGCAAAGGCUGCCAAUAAGAGCAUUGUUCGACUUAAAAACGCUGGUGUUGAUGAAGUUAUUGACCAAGUGUUCAAUAUUGAUGUUUACAAGUGUUUUACGAUCAGGGAAUCGUAUUUAAUUCUGAUGAAUCCUCUUGGAGAAUUUAUGGUUAUAGGAACUGACAAUGGACUAAAAUUGUUGAACACUUUUAGAGAUGUUCCAAAACUGAUUGUUUCAGAUCGUGAGGGCCGUUUGGGUGGUUGUGAUUUGAAAAAUAAUUAUUUAAUCCUGGCUACGAUUCAUUUCAAAGUUUUUGUCUACAAAAUCAACUCAAACGAUGAUGUCCUAGAAAUCAUACCUUACACGAAUUAUUCGAAUAACAAUAAUUUCGAAGAGACUGACGAGGUAACUUGCCUGACAAGCUCAUCCGAUGCCUCCCUAUUUGCUGUGGGUUUGAAAACAGGAACAAUUGAGAUAUAUCAAAUGGAAAAUAAAUCGAUAAAAUUUAUCUAUCGUUUAUUGUCGCACACAUCUCAGAUAUACGAUCUAAAAUUUUCACCAUGUAAUGAUGUACUUGUUAGCUGUUCGGAACAAUUGUGCUUCUGGCAUGUUUCAUAUAUCCUUAAUAAUCCUUUUGAUUCGGGUACCAAACAAAAGCGUCGUAGUUCACGUUUUACGUCGUCUCAUAGUCCAGUGGAGGAAGUCACUAAUGCCAUUGCUCAACUUAAUCCUACUGAAAAUGGUGAAACUUAUACACUUCGUAACCCAUGGUCGAAUAAGCGUGGUUCAAUGGAAAAACCAGAAUUGCUGUCAUGUAUCAAAUUUGUUGGUAACAAAGCAGAAAUUUUCUAUGCCAACGAAGAUUUUACUCAGUUUAACACCAUAGACAAUGAAGGUGUGUAUUAUCAUUUGUGUGUGCACGAUAUAAGUCGAAAGAUUAAUAGUAAUGGCGUCAACAAUGGCAAUGGAAACGGCAAUGGCCUGUUGGAAGGGGACGAUGAGGUUAUUAUUUGACGUCGCUAUCGACGUCGUCGUAGUCGUAGUCGCUAUCGUCGUCUUUCUUCUUGUUUUCACCCACUCAAGGAAAACUCUAUAUGGAGAAUAGUUUAUUAUAUAGUCAUUUAUAUGUUUUAUGUUAAUAUCGCCUAUUGCGAUCAAAAGUAAUUAGUUAAUUUUUUUUUAUAAUCCUUAUACAUUUUUUCUAUUGUAUAUAAAAUAUAUCACAUAGUGUACUUGUAUUAUUAAAGUAUUAUUAAGACAAAAAAAAUACAUAUAUAUUUUUGAAUUAAGUUCCAAAUCAUUCCCUUAACAAAUUUAAUAUUUUAUGUUCUCAUAAAAUAACGAAUAACUAUUAAGCUAAACGAAUCUUUUCUUUUUGAAUUUAAAAUAUUAAAAAAUAUAGUUUAAUUGUUAAAUUUAUCUAAACAUAUUUUUUUAAAUUCGUUACUAAACAAAAGUAUUACAAUUGGUAUUAAAUUAAAGUGCGAAAAAAAUCCAUGUCAAAAAUAAAAUUACUUAAAUUAAUAAACGUAUUUUUUCAAAGAUUCUUUAAAAAUUAGGCUUUUUUCAAAAUUAGCCUAUUUUUAAGCACAUCCAGGGUUGUGUAUGCAAAUAAUGUUCUAAGGGUUGUGGGUUAUCUUCAAUCCAUGUAUACUGCAAAGUUUGAGCCGUUAAUUACACUGCUCGAAAAGGUUUUGUCUCGGCAAUCAAAAUUUUAUUUUCCGAUGGGUUUUGGUGGCCAUGAUUUCAAUCCGACUCCAAAAAUCACUCUUUUACAUCAGGGGUGGAAUCGUCUAAGGUAAUAGUUGACUAUCACCGACUUUCCCGCCUGUGUAGCUGAUUCAAUUCAAUUCGAUUGAACAAUUUCAGAAUAUUAUUGUCACAAUUCAUUGUUGUUAUGGUGAAAUUUUAAAAUGAUUUCUAUAAAAUAUCUAAACAAAAGUAUCAAAUUGGCUGUGUUUAAAUAACAUUCUUACUUUUCUUAUGUUUUUUCGAAUUAUGUAAGCUUUUUCGGCCAAAAGAAUGUGGUUUUGUACCUAAAAAGGGUAACUGAAAAAAACUUCCAUUCGGUUUUUGUAAGCGUCUGAUAACUCAGUUCAGAAACGACAUAUUUAUAGGAAAAUGACUAUCAAAUUUUUCUAGUGACAGCUGUUUAGGUAUCAAUUUGACUAUCACCUUGAAUAGAUCAAAUUCGAUUAUUUUGACUGUCAACAAUCACCUAAGCCGAUUCCAACCCAGGUUUUUGAGAUAUUACUUUUUUAAACUGCAAGAAAAUCUAUCUACGUUAGUAAUUUUGUUUUUAUUUAUAAUUAUUUUCGUAAUAGUUUUCCAAAUCUAAAUUAAGCUUUUCUAAUAUUCAGUUUAAAUAUUUAUUGUAUUUCACAAAAUAAGCAUUCAAAAUUAACUCCAAAACGUAUUUUUUGAAACUGGAAGUAUUACAUUUAAAGUUUCUUAAAAUACAAAUUAUCACUGAUGAGAAUUUAUUAGAAACUAAUUAUAAAAAAUGUUCUUUCCAAAACCAUCAUUGAAUUUAUUGUUAAAAACUUUAUUGUGUUUUAGCUUUAAAACACCGUUUUUGGUUGUUUUCAACAAAAUCUGAUGUGAUAGAAAAAUUAUGAGGAUAUUCAGGUCAACUUAAAUGUUUGCUACUAACUUAACCCACUAUGAGCAAAUAAGCCCUAAGUUCGCAAUGUAAAAUUUAGGCAUUUUAAUAUACUCAAUUAAAAAAAAAAUACUGUACAAUCAAAUCAAAUUUUUGAAUCAAUAUUUUUUUCUUCAAAUAUGUUAUGUGAUUGCCAUCUUCAACACAAAAAGUCACAAUGUAACUUAAAACGUCACAAUUAAUUUUGAUAUUUUUUUAACUUAUUAGUUACAUUUCAUUUGUUUGAAUCUAAGUUUACGAUAUAAUAAAAUAACAAAAUAUGUCUAAAUUAAUAGUUAAGUAGGUUCAAGCGCAAAUCAAGACAUAGAUCUUUUCCCUAUACCUCUAGCUCGUUGGAUAAAAUAAAAUAAUAACCAAUUAUUUUCAAUCCACUGCCUUUUUGAAAGUCCUUUUCCAUCGGGCAAAACACGAUGCAUUUAACAAAACAUAUUCUAAAAGACAUAAACUUAAAUUUAAUGUUAUCAAUAUCAUAUAAAAUAGGUUUUAUGUAUCGCCUUUAACAAAGCUAUUCGAAUUAGGUUCAUGAGGUGAAACAUUGAAUUAGUAAUGUGUGUUAGUGUUUUUGUUUCAAGUUUGAUGCUAUUUUCCCGUAAUAUUGAUGUUGUGAACUGUAUUCUAUACCUCGUUUAUAUACAACUUAUUCUACAAUAUAAAAAGGCCCAAGUUUUUUCUUUUGAUGCUUACAGCUUAAUUACAAUUUUGUUAAAAUGUUUGAAAUUUUUAAUUGUGUCUUCCUUUUAUUUUAAAAAUUUAAAUAUACUUUACCUUAUUUUUUAGAGACCAAAUAUAUCAAAAUCAUUCUUCUUUUUUAUUACAUUUUAUAUUUUUAUUUAGUAGAUAUAAUUUAAAUCAAUUUAAAAUAAAAUUAAUAUAGAAGUCAAUUAGUGAUUUAUAUGUGAACAAAAACAAAAAGUAAAUAAAAAAACACGAUUUUUCAGUGAGAGGUCAUUUAAGCUUUGAGUUAAAAGCUAGCUGGCUCACCCUGAAAAACUGUAUAAUAUUGGCCUAUGUAUCAAAAUUAAUAAGAAAUACAAUUAGACUGACAAAAAGAAUUAAAAUUCGUCCGGUUUUUAAGCUUAAAAUAUUCAAAAAAAAACUGUGCAUUUGCAAUAUUACAUUAACAUAAUGUACUAUAUUCAAAUAUAAAAAACAAUGUAAAAUGGUGCUAUUUUCAAAACAACAAUUCAUAACAAAAUUUUCGUACAAAAUUAUAGCACAACAUUUAGUAAUUUUUAUAAUAAAACGCACAAAUUGUGAAUGUGUAUUGCAAUAACUUGUUAUACAAAAUAUUCAAAAAGACGCCAUUAAUGAGACCCAUCACAGACCCCGUUCGAUACAAAACGUACCACGAAUUCAAAAUAAAAGGCUUGAAAGCUUGAGUCACCGAAUUGGAGACUAGUGAUAACGAUUUUAAAGACCUUUAAAUUACAUGAUCUGACACUUUUUUGUAUGCCAUUAUUAGUACGAAUGUUUUCGGACGGGACUUGUGAUAAGGCAGAAUAUCAAAAAAAAAAUAUUAAGUAGAAAAAAACUAUAAUAACUAAAAACAAAAAAAAAAAUACUUUCAGAUGAAUUUUUGAAUAUGUAUUAAGCAAUAAUUUUACCACAUACAUAUGAUAAACAAUUAUAAUAUUUUUCUAUAUAAAUAUACAAGAAAACAUUUUUGUAACUUUUAUACUCAACGUAGAGAUUAAUUUAUGUAUGUGAAAAGUCAAAAAAUAAA
Messenger RNA from Eupeodes corollae, 8728 nucleotides. RefSeq lists its product as uncharacterized. The transcript is spliced from 13 exons. The record is from RefSeq and is a predicted model, not a curated record. Lineage: Eukaryota; Metazoa; Arthropoda; Insecta; Diptera; Syrphidae. The coding region runs from base 1113 to 5357 and encodes 1414 amino acids. Gene Ontology annotation, molecular function: protein binding.